Molecule: messenger RNA, 1835 nt
Organism: Pimephales promelas (fathead minnow)
Lineage: Eukaryota; Metazoa; Chordata; Actinopteri; Cypriniformes; Leuciscidae
Gene: wnt11f2
Product: wnt 11, family member 2
Biological process (GO): neuron differentiation; canonical Wnt signaling pathway; cell fate commitment
Cellular component (GO): extracellular region
Molecular function (GO): cytokine activity; frizzled binding
Source: RefSeq, a predicted model, not a curated record
AUUUCAGCAGUGCCAUCAGUCAGUGAGCAUAUUGACCACUGUGAAAAACAACAAUUCAGACUUCAUUCGGAUUUCUAAUCGACAGAAAACCGAUAUGACAGAAUACAGGAAUUGUCUUCUAGUUUUCGUUAUGUCUUUGAGCGCGAUUUAUCCAUGCACAGGAAUAUCAUGGCUUGGCUUGACGGCAAACGGGAGCUCUGUCGGGUGGAAUCAGACGCAUCACUGUAAACUCCUGGACGGGCUCGUGCCAGAUCAGCUUCAGCUCUGCAAACGUAACCUCGAGCUUAUGCACAGCAUCGUGCACGCGGCCAAACUCACCAAGAGCGCGUGCCAGGCUGCCUUCAGCGAUAUGCGCUGGAACUGCUCAUCCAUCGAGAGCGCCCCUCACUUCACCCCAGACCUGGCGAAAGGGACCCGCGAAACUGCGUUUGUGUUCUCUCUGGCCGCUGCAGUGGUCAGUCAUUCCAUCGCCCGUGCCUGUGCUUCUGGAGACCUCCCCAGCUGUUCAUGCGCAGCAGCGCCAUCGGAGCAGGCGGCCCCAGACUUCCGCUGGGGUGGAUGUGGGGAUAAUGUGCGCUACGGCCUGCAGAUGGGCUCUGCUUUCUCAGACGCUCCUAUGAGGAACCGCCGCUCGGGACCACAGGCCUUCAGGCUCAUGCAGCUUCACAACAAUGCAGUGGGAAGACAGGCACUCAUGGAUGCACUAGAGAUGAAGUGCAAAUGUCACGGUGUUUCCGGCUCUUGUUCUGUGAAGACCUGCUGGAAGGGCCUUCAAGACAUCAACAGCAUCUCUGCCGACCUCAAGUCUAAAUACCUGUCGGCCACUAAGGUCAUUCCGCGUCAGAUAGGCACCCGCCGACAGCUGGUCCCCCGAGAGAUGGAGGUGAGGCCGGUCGGAGAGAAUGAACUCGUCUACCUGGUCAGCUCGCCGGAUUACUGCUCGCAGAACAGCAAGCAGGGGUCGCUCGGAACCACAGACAGGCAGUGUAACAAGACUGCAACUGGAAGUGAGAGCUGUGGACUCAUGUGUUGUGGACGGGGUUAUAAUGCCUACACGGAGGUGCUGGUGGAACGCUGCCAGUGUAAAUAUCACUGGUGCUGUUACGUGUCCUGCAAAACCUGCCAACGCACCGUUGAGAGAUACGUCUGCAAGUGACAAACCACCUUAUGGACUGUCUUCAUCGACAGAGACAAAGAGGCACGGUGCAUUGCUGGGCGAAUGUGUAUGAUCAAGUUGCAGCCAUAAGUGGGUGGAUUGUCCUCUAAGUGCUGUAAGGAUGGCAUGAAAGUGAAGAAAGAAGAGCCGGAGUUAAGGAAUAUAUGGGGUGGUGAAAGAGAUAAUGAAUGGCUGUAAACAAAGAACCCUGCGGUGAGGCCCUCAAGGCACCCUGUGGAAAACCAGAGUGAUAAGCAGUGACCGCUCGCAGAAAAACUCAUCAGCUCCAGCUCAGAGAAAGAGACUGGGGGGAGGGGAGGACUGUGCCGGUAAAGACUGACUUUACUGCGGUAAUACUUCACACAUCACACAUCUGUUCGGAUCUGUUUUGGUCACAUACGUUUACAAAGUUACAAAGCAGCAAGAGAUGGAAAUCAAAACGUUUUAGUGUGGUUGACCUCAGAAAUUCUCUGCACUCAGUAUUGAUUAUGGAGGUUGAUGACACUAUUUUUAUAGCAAAGUAAGUGUCCUUUAUUUUUAUGAUGUUGAAUGACUGAAUUUUUCCAUUGUAUUCAGGAAAAGAAAGAUGAAGUCCACGCUUUUCACUCUGGGAAAACUUGUACAUUUUCUGUAAAAAUGAAAAUUUGUAUUUAUUUUAUUAAAAAUAUGUAAUGUGGAA